Molecule: messenger RNA, 582 nt
Organism: Aphis gossypii (cotton aphid)
Lineage: Eukaryota; Metazoa; Arthropoda; Insecta; Hemiptera; Aphididae
Exons: 4
Coding region: 1-582 (193 amino acids)
Source: RefSeq, a predicted model, not a curated record
AUGAAAUAUAAUAUUUUUCUUAUGCUUAUACAACUGCUAUUCACGAUUAUCAUUUUUUCUGUAUCGGCUGUGGAUAAAAAAACGAUUUCAACUGCUCCAUUAGGCCCUUUCCAAUUAAUCUUCAAACAAUUAUAUAAUUGCAAUCCUACACAGAAAAAUAAAAUUCAACAUAACGUGUAUAUAAGUCAUAGAAGCGGUUCAGCAUUGCUCCUUGGAAAUUCUACUCUCGAAAUACCUCUUGACGAUAGUUUUUUCCUGGAAAUAAAAAUGGCACUUAAAGAUACAUCAGGAAAUUGGAAAGAAAAUUCGUUUAUGCAUAAAACACCAAAGGCUUGUUCGUCGUUUAAAAAAACAAUGGGAAAGAACUGGCCAGCAUUCAUAAAUGGUAUAGGAUUUAAAACGACCGAUUGUCCUAUACCUUCGGGUACAUACAUUGCUCAGGGUUUUGAUUUGUCACUUUUUAUGGACACAAAUUUCCCUAAAGUAUUUAUUUAUGGAACGUAUAGAGUACAUAUGUAUUAUUCACUUAAAAAUGAAAUUUUUGGAUGUAUAGUUUGCAUCAUGGAAUUUAAGCGUCCUUAA